GAGAGAUUUCCCGAUCUACCCUUUGAUCGCUGCUUCGAGAGAGAAGUUAUACAGAAGAGGGAGAGAGAUGGAGAAAAGGGGUCGUCGGCAGCAGCUACUUCUUCUUCUUCUACCCUUCUCUCUUCUCUAUCACGCAUUCUCAUUCAAUCUUCCUUCCCACGGAUGCUAUUGGACCGAGUCCUGUCAAAACAAAUGGAUUGGAGGAUGUGGCGCGGGUCAUGUCAUCAUUGACCAGUCAGAUGAUUGCAAUGGGCUCUGUCCCGAGUCAAAAUAUCCAUCGUGCCUUCCUUUCUACACCCAUUUCCAUUGCUGUAAACCAGAGAGCCCAAAGAUAACAGACAGGUGUUGGAAAUGCAAGAACAAGGUAGACUAUGGUGAGGAGUACAUAUGUUGCACGGACUGCUCCGAUCCUUACCUCACUGACAAGAACACCAAACUCGGUUACUGUAAAACUGGUGCAGAGCUAGCUGUGCAGUUAAAACCAAAAGAAGUUUUCAAAUGGAUUGCUGGGCCAUGGAUGAAGUGUUCAUCCCCUUGCGAUGGUGGAGUUCGGUAUCGGGAUGUGGGUUGUUUUGGAAGUAUUGAAGGUGGAUCAACUGCACAGUACCCAGUAGAUGAUAGUAGGUGUUCAAAUGAAGAAAUGCCUACCAGUCAAGAACCCUGUAAUUUGAGAAGCUGUGAAGAUUUCAACUAUAGUAAUCCAAACGCAAGCAAACAUGGUAGAAUGUCUGCUUGGUGGGUUACUUUGCUUGUUCUUCUUGGGGUCGUAGCAAUCGGCGGUCUUGCAUUCGCAGGUUACACUUUUUACAAGAGGAGAAACUCAACCCAAAGCGGCUUUGUAUAUAUCAUGCUAGAAGGAUAUUCGUAAGAUGAGCUUGAUUCUUGGGGUAUGAGAGAGCUUGAUUCUUUUGGUUCCAUUUCAUGUUUGAGAUAUGUUUGUACUUGGACACACAUUCUUUGUAUCAUAUAAUGUCAAAAGACAACUUCUACACUGGUAUUGCUCUGAACUUUGUAGCAGACAACCUCAGCCUGCUUGUAUCUAUUUGUAUGUGUUAUUGAUUUCUUGUUCAUGUUAGAA
This is a messenger RNA of Magnolia sinica, 1078 nucleotides long. RefSeq lists its product as uncharacterized. The coding region runs from base 68 to 868 and encodes 266 amino acids. Lineage: Eukaryota; Viridiplantae; Streptophyta; Magnoliopsida; Magnoliales; Magnoliaceae. The transcript is spliced from 6 exons. The record is from RefSeq and is a predicted model, not a curated record.